Messenger RNA from Zingiber officinale, 1883 nucleotides. RefSeq lists its product as uncharacterized. The record is from RefSeq and is a predicted model, not a curated record. The transcript has 8 exons. Bases 95 to 1798 code for a protein of 567 amino acids. Lineage: Eukaryota; Viridiplantae; Streptophyta; Magnoliopsida; Zingiberales; Zingiberaceae.
UGAACUUAUUUAAAAGAAAAGAGAUUUUAUCUCGCCAUCUGAUCUGAGAGACUGUUUUCCGUCUCCUGCUCGCUCCGAUCGCCACCGAUCGGAGAUGCGGCAUCCUCUAGGUCUACCGUUCUUCCGCCGGAAGCACCGUCGCUUUAUCAUCCUCCUAUUCGCAGUCGCCUCCACCGCCUUCUUCCUUCUCCUGAUUUCCUCCCGCCCCGUCGAGCCCUCCGACGCCCUCACUUUCUUUUCUCACGUCGGAGAUCCGAACGACGUGGAGAAUGAUACAGGGGGGGCGGAGGAGGUGAAUGAGGACGAUCCGGAAGCGGAGGAGGGUGUAGUGGUUAUGGAGAGAGCAGAUGGCGGUGCGUCGUGCGCCACGGUGGAGAAAAUGGGGGAGGCCUUCGCGGCGAGUUCUGAAAGGGAGAGCUUGAGGGUGAGAGAACUGAUUGAAAGACACUUCAAUAUUCAUGGAGCUGCAACAGUUCGUGAUCGACCUCCAGGUGAGUUUUGCAGACAUGGUUUUGUGAUAGGCAAAGCAUCUGAAGCAGGGUUUGGAAAUGAAAUGUACAAAAUUUUAACUGCAGCAGCAUUAAGUGUUAUGCUAAAUCGGUCCCUGAUCAUUGGACAAACCAGGCAGCAAUAUCCUUUUGGGGAUUACAUUUCUUUUACCAACCAUUCAUUUACCCUGAAAGAAGUCAAGCAUUUAUGGAGAAAGCAUGAUUGUGCUGGGAAAUAUGGAAGGAAGUUAGUAAUGAGGAUUGAUAAUUUUGCACAUCCAAUGGACACAAAUGUUCUUUGUAGUAACUGGAAAGGCUGGAAGCAUCCUAUUAUAUGGUUCCAAGGUACAACUGAUGCAGUGGCCAUUCAAUUUUUUCUGAAGAACGUACAUCCAGAAAUGAGAAAUGCUGCUUUACUUCUUUUUGGACCAGAAGAAUCACUUCGCUCAAGGCCUAAUGUAUUCGGCGAACUGUUACGUGUUAUUAUAUCUCCUUCAUCAGCAAUUGAAGAAGCUGUUAAUCAGGUUUUGCAAGGAAUAGAUCCUGACAUUGUGCUGCACAUGCGCAUGAUGAGUAACAGGCCUAUAAGAGCAAUACAGGCUGCAGUACAAUGCAUUAAGAAAGCAUUAAGCAGCUUUCGGUUCCAGUUUGGAAAACCUAGGGUGGCUUUGGUUUCAGAUACUCCCUCAUUUGUCAAGGAUAUUACUCCCUUCUUGCUGGAAUUUGCAGAAGUAGUUCAUUUUGAUUACAGUGUUUUUCAAUGGAAUAGUUCUAUUGGAAGCAUGACAGCACGGUUGCAGUCUUCUGAUUUUAGAGCAAAGGAUUGGGGUCCUGCACCAAGAUGGGUGGCAUUUGUCGACUUCUUCCUAGCUUCACGUGCCAAACAUGCUGUAGUAUCCGGAGCACACCGUCGCGUUGGCACAACUUUUGCCCAACUGGUUGCAGCACUCGCAGCAGCAAAUCAAAAUGGUAAACAUCACUCAGCCUCCAACUUCUCAUUCUUUAGCAGCUUUCACAGUAACCUGUUGGUUGAUGGUCUUAAGAACCAGAUCGGGUGGGGUCACAUCUGGAACAGAUUUGGUGGUCCUCUUAGCUGCCCCCACCAAGCUCACCAAUGUGCUUUGUCACCGCUCCUUCCACCAGCAUGGUGGGACGGUGAGUGGCAAAGCCCCAUUGCUCGAGAUAUCCAGAGACUAAAAGAAUUUGGCGUUGGUCUUUCGGAAAAUGGUAAAAUUGUUCAAACUCAACUACAUUCCUUCUGCCAAUCAAGAAAAGAUUAUGUCAAAACUCUAAGAGUCUUUGAACAGUGAGGAUAAGUUCUGUAGCAUGUGGUGAAGAAAAGGAUUUCCAUAUGCCGAUUAUGACACUUAGGUAAAAAAAACUUUAUUUGAUCCA